UAGGGUUAAUCUUCAACAUUGCGCAGAGUCAUCACCAGUCACCCCAUUACAGCAAUCGGUAAAAAGCUUCAAACUUUUUUCACCCCUUUACUUCCAAACGUGAAAAACCUCCAAACUUUCUUCACCAUUGUGCUUUAGAACAUGAAUUGAAUUGUCUUGUUUGGUAAUGAAUUCACAUGUUCCUGUCACACAGACAGAGCAAAACAGCAUACAACAUUGGUGUUAACUGUUAAGAUUCUUGUCAAGGCACAAUGAGUAACCAAAAUGGUUCAAGCAAUGACCGGUCAAGGAUGCAUUGGACUCCAUUGAUGGAGCGUUACUUCAUUGAUCUAAUGUUGGAGCAUUUGCAGAGAGGAAACAUGGUUGGCCACACUUUCAACAAGGAUGCUUGGACAGACAUGCUCACCAUGUUCAAUGCCAAGUUUGGUUCACAGUGUGAUAAGGAUGUCUUGAAAGCUCGUUAUACUAAUCUGUGGAAGCAGUUCAAUGAUGUCAAGAACAUUCUAUCUCACUUUGGUUUUUCUUGGGAUGCUGUGCAUCAAAGGGUUGUGGCUGAUGAUUUUGUUUGGGAGGAUUAUAUCAAGGCUCACCCUGAUGCACGGUGCUUUAGGACUAAACCAGUGCUUAACUUUGAUGAUUUGUGCAUGAUAUAUGCUCACACCUUUGCUGGUGGAAGAUAUAGUUUAUCAAGCCAUGAUGUAAGCCUUGAUGAUCAAAUGCCAGGACUGCAUUUGCCCUCAGGUGAUGGAACAGGAAGCUCUGCUGUAUCAAGUAAUGAGCUGCUCAAGACAGAUUGGACUGCUUCAAUGGACCAAUUUUUCGUUGAGCUUUUGCUUGAUCAGUUGGGCAGGGGCAAUCAAGUCAAUAAUUCAUUCAAUAAAAAGGCUUGGACAGAUAUGCUAGCCAUGUUCAAUGCUAAAUUUGGAUCUCAACAUGGUAAAAGGAUUUUAAAGAAUCGAUUCAAGAAACUGCUGAAAUGUUACCGUGACAUGACAAAACUUCUAAAACAAGGCUUUUUGUGGAAUGAACAACAGCAGAUGCUUGUCGCUGAUGAUGAUGUCUGGGAUGCUUAUAUCAAGGCACAUCCACAUGCACGUACAUAUAGAUUGAAAACAUUGCCAAACUAUCAUGAUUUAGAAUUAUUAUUCAGAAAUGUGUGUGGAGAUGAGAUCAGUAAUUUGCAUCAGGAGAAAAAUCAUGAAGCUGUCAUAUCCGAAACAAAGAGGGGUGAACAAAAACGAAGGCGGAACCCAAGUGGUACUGAUCGUACUAGAACAUGUUGGACACCCCCGAUGGAUGCUUGCCUCAUUGACUUGUUAUUAGAGCAGGUCAAAAGGGGAAAUAGACUUGGGCAAACAUUCAUUACCCGGGCUUGGAAUGGCAUGACUGUGUCUUUCAAUGAACAAUUCAAAUCUCAAUAUGACAAAGAUGUUCUGAAGAAUCGUUACAAACAUUUGAAGAAACAGUUCAAUGAGGUGGACAAUCUUCUUCAGCAGGAUGGGUUCUCAUGGGAUGAUACAAAAGAAAUGGUUAAUGCAGAGGAUCAUGUUUGGGAUGCUUAUACAAAGGCACACCCUGAAACUCGAUCACUUAGAGUUAAAACCUUACCAGGAUAUCACAAAUUGUGUGUUAUAUUUGGAGAGGAAUGUUCUGAUUCUAGACAUUUCAGUUUAUCACAUGAUGCAGAUCCCAGUAACGAAUUAUUAGUGUUGAUAACAGGUGAACAGAAGAAUGCCACAGGUCCCAAUGUUUAUGAUGCUGAUUCUACAAUAGAAUGGAUGGAAUCAAUGGAAAUCUGUUUUGUUGACCUUAUGAUUGAGCAACUAAACAGAGGAAAGAGGAUUGGAGAGUUUUUCAAUGAGUAUGCAUGGACCCAGGUGACUGAAGCAUUCAACGCUAGAUUGGGACUCCAAUGUGAUAAGCAAUUUCUCGUAGAUCAGUAUUUCUGCUUGAUGAAAAAGCAUAAUGACAUCAGCAAAAUUCUCAGUCACAGUGGAUUUACAUGGGAUGAAACUCUACAAACGGUAACUGCUGAGAAUGAUACCUGGGAUGCAUAUAUUAAGGAUCACCCAGAUGCCGUAUCAUAUAAAAACAGGUUUUUGUAUCUUUUCAAUGAUUUGUGCAAGAUUUUCGGAAACAAAGUGAUGCAAGUACCAGAUGCAGGAGAGAUUGCUCAGGAUCAGCACCAGUUGAUCGAAGCCAACGAUGUCACCGUUGAGAUCGAUAUGGACGGAACAUGUGAAGAUCUGGCUGAGAUUAGCAAUUUUGAUAUAUCCGAUGAGGACUUAGACUGGCCAAGGGAAUUGAACAUGGAUGGAUCACCUGAAAAUUUGGUUGAGAGUGGCAGCCCUAAAAUUUCAUUCCAAGAUAAGAAAAAGCCAAGUGUGAACAAUAUGUUUGGAAUGUCUGGAAUUUUGGAUGGGACUAUUAAAAAUGAAAUAUCAAACCUAGAUACAGAAAGACCUAAGGAAAUGGGAAUGGAUAUAACAACAUCUGGUGAUUUUGCUGUGAUUGGGAACACUCAAAUAACAUCUCAAGAUAAGAAAAGGCCAAGCAUAAACGGAACAAGUGGUGAUUUGGUGAUGAGUGGCAACACAACAAUAACACCUUGUGUUAAGAAAAGGCCUAGUUUAAUGCCAUCAGAAUCCAGGCCUGCCAAAAAGGAGCUGAGAAUCAAAGAAGCUUUGUCUAAGAUGGCAAGUGCUGUGAAGGCACUGGUGAAUAAGAAAGAAAAGAACAACAACAAAUCGUUUGAAAAUGCAUUGAGUGCACUUCAAGCUAUGCCAGACAUAGAUGAUGAGCUUGUAAUGGAGGCGUGUGAUCUUUUGGAAGAUGAGAGAAAGACCGAGAUAUUUUUAGCUUUGAAUGUCUCGUUGAGAAAGAAGUGGUUGCUCAGAAAGCUUCGGUGGUAACAGCCGCAUGUCUUCCCUGUAUAGUAUUGUAUAUUAAAGCUUAGCCUGAGCAUGUUUGGAAAAUUAACUGCAGCCUGUGAACAUGUAGAAUCGAUUUAAGUUUUGAAAAACUACUCUUUGUAGCUUAUAGAUAUAGAAUAGAUUCUGAGUUUGGAAAGUGAAAUCCAAACAUGCACUGUGUUUUGGUUUUUGUCAUUUAACUUUCUGUUACAAUUCUUGAACUAAAUUGAACUUUUCAUUGUCCAGAUUA
Molecule: messenger RNA, 3162 nt
Organism: Lotus japonicus
Lineage: Eukaryota; Viridiplantae; Streptophyta; Magnoliopsida; Fabales; Fabaceae
Exons: 7
Coding region: 252-2912 (886 amino acids)
Source: RefSeq, a predicted model, not a curated record